Messenger RNA from Drosophila grimshawi, 516 nucleotides. Its product is annotated as acylphosphatase-1. Gene Ontology annotation, molecular function: acylphosphatase activity. The coding region runs from base 50 to 475 and encodes 141 amino acids. The transcript is spliced from 4 exons. NCBI's taxonomy places the organism in Eukaryota, Metazoa, Arthropoda, Insecta, Diptera, Drosophilidae. The record is from RefSeq and is a predicted model, not a curated record.
UUUUGUCAAAAUUGUGUUUUGUUUUUGUAUUUUCUCUUUGUGUUUUAGAAUGGAUAUUGAAAGUAGAGGAACCCAAACGACAAAAUCGUAUUUAAAAAAACAGGAAAUCAGCACGCUACAAAAAGAAGCAGUAAAUCGACUGACUAAACGCGAGUACGACAAAGAGCAAAAUAUCGUCACUAUUCACAGUUGUGAAUUUGAAAUUUUUGGUAUAGUGCAGGACGUUUCGUUUCGACGUUAUACUCUGCGCCGGGCUCAAAAACUGGGUAUUCGUGGCUGGUGCAAGAACACACAAAAUGGUACAGUUAAGGGAGUAAUUCAGGGACAUCCUAGCAACUUUGAGGCUAUGCGCAUUUGGUUAAAGUAUACUGGCAGUCCCACGAGCCGCAUCGACAAGUGCGUUUUUGGUCAAAUCGAAGAAUUGAAUGAUUUUACCUACGCAGACUUUACCAUAGUUAAAACUAUCAUUGCCUGAUACAGAUGUUGCAUAAAUAAAGCCGGUUUAUAAUACAAACA